This is a messenger RNA of Hippocampus zosterae (dwarf seahorse), 16429 nucleotides long. RefSeq names its product zinc finger homeobox 3b (gene zfhx3b). The transcript has 14 exons. Gene Ontology annotation, molecular function: zinc ion binding; RNA polymerase II cis-regulatory region sequence-specific DNA binding; DNA-binding transcription factor activity, RNA polymerase II-specific. Gene Ontology annotation, biological process: regulation of transcription by RNA polymerase II; regulation of neuron differentiation; brain development. NCBI's taxonomy places the organism in Eukaryota, Metazoa, Chordata, Actinopteri, Syngnathiformes, Syngnathidae. Bases 763 to 12315 code for a protein of 3850 amino acids. The record is from RefSeq and is a predicted model, not a curated record. Gene Ontology annotation, cellular component: nucleus.
CCUUGUGCUUUAAACAGCUGCCUACAAGCCCAGGUAUUGCGCGCCGGCUUCUAAAUAAGCAGCACGUUCAAGGCCCCCCCACCCACACACAUACACACACACACCCGCCCCCUUCAGGACUGUGAAAUCAGACUCAUACAGAUGCGUGGGGCUUGAACAGGAGCACGAGGCGGCUCCUGCAUGACUUACUGAGGCAAGAGGUGUAGAGGACCAGCAGAGAGGGGACUGUAACCACAGAGAGGGGGAAAAAGACAGUCAGGCAUAGGACUGUGAGGGAAGCGCUCCUCUGCUUCACAAUUGGUUUGGCCUUCGGUGAGGGAAUCGUUUGAAUAGCCUGCAAACUACUGUGAUCAAAAAGGUCAUGCCUUCAUCCUGAUGUGCUCUUCUCGGACCCGGACUCCAUAAAAUACCAGUAUAGGUUUGGAAAACCCUGGAGAUAGCUGCAAUUCUAGGAGUACAUGGCCAAAAUGUUUUCAGGUGCCCAGGCAUCGAAUAAAUAGCUUUACAUUCGAGUGAAUUACUUUGACAACACAACAAAGAUCAACAAAGUGAGGACAGAGGCAAUAGCUGCAGGCCAUCCAGCGUUGGUCACCGUUGUUUGGACGAGCCCACUGUGACCAGAAGGACCUGACCUUUCUGCUUGCUGGCUUCAAACAGUCACUUGAAAAGACGGCGCUGCCAGAGAGGAGUCGGUGUGGGAGGAAGCGAGACCAAAAACCCCGUCAGGCCUGGAUGCGAUGAACGCCUCAUGUAGGCAUCAGCAUGGACAGCUGUGAGUCUCCCGUGUUUUCUGGGACAGACGAUGGGCUCAGCUCCUCCCAGCAGCAGCAGCAGCAACAGCAACCUCCACAGCCCUGGAACGAUCACCCUAGCUUGCAGCUUCCUUGCGCCAACCAGGCACCUUCCCUGGACCCGCUGUCUUUUUCUGCUCCUUAUCCUUCUCAACCCCCAACCUCUUGUACUCUUCAUGACGAGGUGAGAGAACUACAGUCCCUGCAGUCCCAGCCAAAACAAACAUCGAGCCAGGCUCACCGGGAUAGCCCUGCCACUGGACAGCUGCAUUCCAAGAGAGAGGGCCGUAAGGGAGAGGAGCGGGACCGAUUGAGCUGUGGGGAAGAGGAAGAAUCGGAGGACUUGGAUGAAAUGGAAAUUGACAGCUGUUUCCCGAGCCUUCAGCCCUUUUCCGGGGUAGUGAUGGCUCAAGGCGGAGGGGGCAUGCCCACUCUUUUGCGUCAUCAGCCCACACAACGGCAAGGUGGACAUGAGAGUGGAAGUGAGGAAGGAGAGGAGGAAGAGGAAGAGGAGAGUAGUGAUGUGGAGAACUUGGCUGGAGAGAUCGUCUACCAACCAGAUGGCUCAGCGUAUAUCGUGGAGAGCCUGAGUCAGCUCAUCCAAAGCGGUGGGAGCAUGGUUCCCGGCCUGCUUCCCACAAACUCUCUCACGAGUGGGGGAAAAGCGGGGGAACCUGCUGGGACGUCAUCCUCGGUCUACCCUCAGAUCAUCAACACGUUCCACAUAGCUUCGUCCUUUGGCAAGUGGUUUGGCAAUUCAGACAAAGGUUUCUCCAAUACCUCAUCCAUGGCAGGCCUCAGUCCUGUCCUGCACAGUUUUCGUGUCUUUGAUGUGCGGCACAAAAGUAACAAGGAUUACCUGAACAGCGAUGGGUCAGCCAAGAAGUCCUGUGUAUCCAAAGAUGUUCCUAACAAUGUGGAUUUCUCCAAAUUUGAUGGCUUGGCCCUGUAUGGCAAGGGUAAGCCAAUUCUCAUGUGUUUUCUCUGCAAGCUGUCCUUUGGUUAUGCGCGUUCCUUUGCCACCCAUGCUGUCCAUGACCACCGCAUGACGCUGUGCGAGGAUGAACGCCGUCUAUUAGGGGACAACCAUGCAUCUGCUAUCAUCCAGGGCAUCGGUAAAGACAAAGAGCCCCUCAUCAGCUUCCUGGAACCAAAAAAUAAGAGCACUCCUGUGCCACCUCCCCUGCUUCCUAUGAACUCUGGCCAGAGCUUUUAUGGCACAUUUAGUGGUGUCCAUUUGGAGCCUGGAAGCAGCAGUGGAGGCAGCGAGACCCUCCUGAACAAAGACUCUGACUCUAGCCUCCAGCAACAGCAGCCGCAGCAAACCCCGCUAAGCUCGGUAAUGUCUCUUGGAAGGCUGGGCGCUCCCAAAGCAUCCACUCUUCCCUCUACCCCAGGCUCUGCCAAAGACUCCAGUGCCCUAUCUUUACACGGGGGGAGAACAGAGGAGCCUACUGGGAAAGAGUUGGCUUACAAGGGAAACGAUGGGGCCAGUGAAGGCCUUGGCAGUACGUCACACCAGGUGGGGGGUUCAGAAGAAGAGGAAGGGGAACCGUUGUUAAGGGAAGGAGAUGAGGUGGAGGCAGAAGGCACUGUUGCGACCAGUGGUGUUAAUAGUAGCAGUGGUGGAGGUGAGGCAGGGGAAUCAGCUAUCUCAAACCAAAGCAUUUCCAAAUCUCCUUUAUUAAUGCCUAGUAGCACUCUCCAGCCUUCUGCCUGCACCCCUGCGGUCAGUUACACGCGAAACAGCAAAUCCCCUGCUUCCACUUCUUCCUCUGUCAAGGAGGAGGUUUCAGCUCCAGAAGGUGGGGGGAGAACCUCAGAGCUGCCUCUGAGCUUUAACUGCCAGGGAACCACCGUUCCCCUGGCGAUGGCAGCGGCCAAUGUCAGAAAGAGUGAGGAGGACACUGCUGGCACUUCUUCCUCACCUCUGUCCUCCAAUGCUGCUGCUGAUGAAAGUGCCAAUCGAGAUAGUGCCACAGCUCCAGAACCAAAUGAUUGCCCAGCUGAAGAAGAGGACGAAAAUGGAUCCCUUCUGCAGCAACACCACAUGCUUCACCAUCAUCAUCACCUGCAUUCAUCAUCUCAUGGCCACAUUCACCCCCAACCCGGUGGUUCCUGUGACCUAACAGGGGUGAAUGACUGCUCACAGAACCACGGGCCCGGUGGCAGUGUUGGAAGUGGGGUGGAAUGCCCCAAAUGUGACACAGUUCUAGGUUCCUCGCGCUCUUUGGGUGGUCAUAUGACCAUGAUGCAUUCGCGUAACUCAUGCAAGACACUCAAAUGUCCCAAAUGCAACUGGCAUUACAAAUAUCAACAGACUUUGGAGGCUCACAUGAAAGAAAAGCACCCAGAUUCUGGAGGUUCUUGUGUGUACUGCAGCAGCGGUCAAAGUCAUCCUCGUCUGGCGCGUGGAGAAAGCUAUACAUGUGGAUACAAACCUUUCCGAUGUGAGGUGUGUAACUACUCAACGACCACCAAGGGGAACCUGAGCAUCCACAUGCAGUCGGAUAAACAUCUAAACAACAUGCAGACACUGCAGAAUGGAGGCUCUAUUGGAUCUGCUCAAGAGCAGGUGUUUGGACACGGCCCGGGAGGAGUGGUGGCCGUGCCCUCUGUGACCCAAUCCAGUAGCCACCACCCUGUCCACCACCACCCCACACAGUCCUCCGCCCAUGUAAGUGGACCGUGCGGGGCCCCCUCACCAACCAAGCCAAAGAGCAAACCCACUUGGCGCUGUGAAGUAUGCGACUACGAAACCAAUGUGGCGCGGAACCUCCGUAUCCACAUGACUAGCGAGAAGCACAUGCACAACAUGAUGCUUCUCCAGCAGAACGUGACUCAGAUGCAACAUGGCCGACUCGCACUGGGAGCUAUGCCCUCCCCCUCCGAGGCUGAGCUCUACCAGUAUUACCUGACACAAAACAUGAGCCUACCACCAGGCCUCAAGAUAGACCCAACAGGACCCGAGGCCCAGUUUCUGAUGGGGGGCUUUACUCUAGAUCCCAGCAUGGCUGCCUUGACCCCUGCACUGGGUGGGGAGAUCCCGAUGGAUAUGCGCCUGGGCAGCGGCCAGUUGGUGUCAGAGGAACUGAUGAACCUGGGAGAAAGUCUAUCACAAACCAGUGACCCCUCGCUCAAACUCUUCCAGUGCGCCGUGUGCAACCGCUUCACCACUGACAACCUGGAUGUGCUUGGCAUCCACAUGGGGGCCGAGCGCAGCCUGCCUGAGGAGGAGUGGCGCGCCGUGGUGGGCGACUCUCACCAGUGCAAGUUGUGCCACUACACUACUCAACUCAAGGCCAAUUUCCAGCUCCAUUGCAAGACGGACAAGCACGUUCAAAAGUACCAGCUUGUUGCCCAUAUUAAGGAGGGAGGCAAAGGCAACGAGUGGCGACUGAAAUGCGUGGCCAUUGGAAACCCAGUGCACCUGAAGUGCAACGCUUGCGACUACUAUACAAACAGCUUGGAGAAGUUGAGGAUGCACACGGUUAAUUCCCGACAUGAGGCCAGCCUCAAACUUUACAAGCACCUGCAGCAGCACGAAAACGCGGUGGAGGGUGAUGCCUGCUACUACCACUGCGUGCUGUGCAACUACUCGACCAAGGCCAAGCUCAACCUGAUCCAGCAUGUGCGCUCCAUGAAGCACCAGCGCAGUGAGAGCCUCAGGAAACUGCAGCGCUUGCAGAAGGGCCUGCCCGAGGACGACGAAGACCUCAGCUCCAUCUUCACCAUUCGCAAAUGCCCCUCUUCCGAUACAGGAGAGCUGAGUGAGGAUGUGGAGGCUGCUAGUGAGACCACCACAGACCAGGAGGACCAAACCAAAGACAGAGAAAGUGGGGGGGAAAAGGAGCUCACCAAAGGGACAGCAGUGUCCGGCCAUUCAGAACCGCACCAGUCAGAUUCCCCGAUCCCAAGCAAAAGGCCCUCGUCACGGUCGGAGACUUCUGAGAGCCCGCUGUCCUCAAAACGUCCCCGGGCAGCUGAAAAGCGAUCUGCAGAGCAGAUGUACCAGUGCCCUUACUGCAAGUUCACCAACACAGACCUUAACCGUCUCAGAAUGCACGUGAUGACGCAGCACUCUGUCCAGCCCAUGUUACGCUGCCCGCUGUGCCAGGACAUGCUCAACAACAAGAUCCACUUGCAGUUCCACCUCACACACCUGCACAGUGUCGCACCCGACUGUGUUGACAAGCUCAUCGCCACAGUGACAGCAACCGAUGUCCUACCAGCAAGCAUGUUCAUACCUGUUCCCGGUUCAAAAAAAGAUUCUCAGAACCCCUCUCAUGCCUUUGCCAAUGAUGAAGAUACAACAAAACAAGCUGAUGCUUUAGAUGCUGAUCCGGAGAAGGGAGUUUCACUUCCUACAGAAAUAGUUGAGGCUCGCAAGUCACCUCAAGAAGAUCAGCAAACAGAGAAGGAUGAUGCUACUGGAUUUCUGUGCUGGAAAAAAGGCUGCAAUCAAGUGUUCAAAUCAUCCAACUCACUCCAGAUGCACUUCAAUGAAGUUCACAACAAAAGGCCUCAGCUUCCUGUUUCUGAUCGCCAUGUCUAUAAGUAUCGUUGUAACCAGUGCAGCUUGGCCUUCAAGACUGUGGAGAAGCUACAACUCCAUUCCCAGUAUCAUGUAAUCCGAGCAGCGACCAUGUGCUGCCUCUGCCAGCGGAGCUUCAGGACGCUACCAGCCUUGAAGAAGCAUUUGGAAACCAGCCACCUGGAGCUUAGUGAAGCUGACAUCCAGCAGCUGUAUGGAGGCUUAUUGAUGAAUGGUGACAUUAUGGUCAUGGGUGACCCGGCCCUUGGUGAAGAACAUGGAGGUCUGGGAGAAGAUGACAAAGAAGGGGAUGAGAGUGACACAGAGGAAAAGCAAAGCCCAACAGGCAGUGACUCUGGCUCACUGCUGGAAGACUCUGGAUCUGAACCAAAACGCGCUUUGCCAUUCAGAAAAGGUCCCAACUUUACGAUGGAAAAAUUCUUAGAUCCAUCUCGUCCAUUCAAGUGCACCGUGUGCAAAGAGUCAUUCACACAGAAGAAUAUUCUGCUGGUUCACUACAACUCUGUCUCCCACCUGCACAAGGUGAAGAGAGCUCUUCAGGAAUCCACCACUGGUCAGCCGGAGCCUACGAGCAGCCCUGACAACAAGCCAUUCAAGUGUAGCACUUGUAAUGUGGCUUAUAGCCAGAGUUCCACUUUAGAGAUCCACAUGCGCUCUGUUCUACACCAAACAAAAGCAAGGGCAGCUAAACUUGAAGCUGCGGGAGGUAUCACUAGCUCUGCAAGUGCUGCUGGUGGAGGUGGCGGAGGUACGAUCAUCAGCACUUCAACGGCAAGUCCAGGCCCAACAAGCAACUCAACAACAAACUCUACCAACCAUGGCACCUCUGGCACUCAAACAGCGCAGAAUCUUCUUGGAGGAACGCACGUUUCACAGAGUCAUAGCCAUGAAACUAACAGCUCACUUUGCAGCCAUUCCUCACCGUCAGAGAACAAUGAGGUAAAAAAGGCUAAAUAUGCAGAUAUGCUCUCUUCACGGGGACAACAGCAGCUUCAGCAACAACAGCAAUUAGCUCACGCGCAAGCCCAAGCUCAGCUUCAGCAAGAGCUCCAGCAGCAGGCUGCUCUUCUACAAUCCCAGCUCUUUAACCCAGCACUUCUGCAGCACUUCCCCAUGACAACUGAUGCACUUCUCCCCUUACAGCAACAACAGUUACUGUUUCCUUUCUACAUCCCAGGAGCAGAAUUUCAGCUAAACCCAGAGAUCAACAUCAGUAAUUCAGCACUUGGCCUAACAGGAGCAACCACCUCCUCGCUGCUAGAAGAUCUCAAGAACUCAGCCCAGCAGAGCUGCUUGCAGCAGCAACUGAUGCAUCACCACCUUCAGCAGCAAGCUCAACAGCAGCAGCAGCAAUCGCUGCCGCCUCACUCACAGGCACAAGGACAGAUGGCAUUGCUGCAACAGAGUGCUUCUCUCCACCAGCAGGUUGAAAAAAAGCAUAAGCCUCCCUCUUCGCAAACCGAAAAAAAUAUUCAAAAAGACAAAGAUGCAACUGAAAAAAACGAGGAUGCCAACAAAGAUUCAAUGGAUAAACUAAAGGAAAGGAGGGACAUUCAACACAUCUCAACUAGUAUUAAUCAUGACUCCGGCUUACUUCCGCCAAGGAUUGCUUCAGAUGCUCGUGGAAACGCAACCAAAGCCCUGCUGGAAAAUUUUGGGUUCGAGUUAGUCAUUCAGUAUAAUGAAAAUAAACAAAAGGCCCAGAAAAGGGGAACUGGGCUGACAGGAUCAAGUGGACCAGGUGGGAUCACAAGAGUGGUAGAUCCCAUUGAGGGACUGGAGAAACUGGAAUGUGAGGCCUGUGGCAAGCUGUUUUCAAAUAUACUCAUUCUAAAGAGUCACCAGGAGCAUAUCCACCAGGCUUUCUUCCCAUUUCGAUCCCUUGAGAGAUUUGCCAAGGAAUACAGAGAGAAUUAUGAUAAACUAUAUCCACUGAGACCCCCUACACCAGAGGCUGCCCCAGCACCUCCACCUCCUCCACCACCCCCUCCGCCCCAAAGAGCUCCCACACCAAAUAUUCCUGUGUCUGCAGCCUCACUCACGCCUCCAACUGUACCUACUCCACAGCCUCCAGUUCCAAUGCCACAAAUUCCCAUGCCAAUGGAUUUGCCAAUCUUUUCACCACUAAUGAUGCAACCCAUGUCGCUCCAGUCUUUGCCCAGCCAGCUGACUCCACAGCUACCCUCUGUUGAACCAAGCCUGGCCUCAGACUUGGCCCAACUCUACCAACAGCAGCUCACCCCGGCCAUGCUGCAGCAGCAACAGAACAAGAGGCCGCGGACACGUAUCACAGAUGACCAGCUUCGGGUCCUGCGACAGUACUUUGACAUAAACAAUUCACCCAAUGAAGAUCAGAUUAAAGAGAUGGCCGAUAAAUCAGGACUGCAGCAAAAGGUCAUUAAGCACUGGUUCAGGAACACUCUUUUCAAAGAGAGACAACGCAACAAAGACUCUCCAUACAACUUCAAUAACCCACCAACCACAACACUUGAUGAUACUAAAAUGGACUCGAAACCACCUUCCCCUGAACCACAAAAGCAAGACUUCUACGGAAGUAAGAGAUCUUCUAGAACUAGGUUUACAGACUACCAGCUGAGAAUCUUACAAGAUUUCUUUGAUGCGAAUGCUUAUCCGAAGGACGAUGAGUUUGAACAGCUUUCCAACCUUCUGAGCCUCCCCACUCGUGUUAUUGUUGUUUGGUUCCAAAAUGCUCGCCAGAAGGCAAGAAAGAAUUAUGAGAACCAGAGUGAUGGAGGGAAAGAUGGCGAGAGACGAGAACUCUCCAACGAUCGGUAUAUUCGCACCGCCAAUCUGAACUACCAGUGCAAAAAAUGCAACUUGGUUUUCCAGAGAAUAUUUGACCUCAUAAAACAUCAAAAGAAGUUGUGCUACAAAGAUGAAGACGAGGACGGACAUUAUGAUAGCCACAAUGAGGAUUCAACUGAUCUUUCAAACGAAUGUUAUACUCCCUCUGGUUCCUCCUGCCACACCCCAAUGCCCUCCUCUUCAAGUCUCUGCCCACUUCCACCGACAACUUCAGCAUUCUCACACCUCCCUUCAGUUGAUAAGGAGGAGGCGUCACCAGCUACCACCUCAAACCUCCAUGAGGAAAAGUCAAAAGAGGUACCUGACAUUCCGGCUGAUCCCCCUAGCAAGACCUCCAUCAAGCAGGAAAAUGUACCCCAACCCCAAUCGGAGUCACAAAAGCACAGACAUCCGAGAGAAGAGAAUAUCCAACCAAUGUCCAAACCCAACAAACACUCCUCUUCUUCCUUUGCCCAACAGCAACUGCAGUGUGUUCCAUCAGCUUCUCAGACAAGCCAGGCCCCUUCCCAAAGCUCUCACUUGAGCCACAACCCCCACAUGAGUUCGGCUCCACAACAAAUGGCACAGCAGAUCAUUCCAUACCAGUGUGAUCAGUGCAAGAUCGCCUUCCCCUCCUUUGAGCACUGGCAGGAGCACCAGCAAUUACACUUCCUCUCUGUGCAGAAUCAGUUCAUUCACCCACAAUUCAUUGACCGCUCAAUGGACAUGCCGUUCAUGCUAUUUGACCCGAGCAAUCCUCUCCUGGCAGGUCAGUUACUUUCUGGGACGAUGCCCCAGAUCCCCAGCAGCUCUGCCACUUCUCCAUCCACCCCCACAUCCACAAUGAAUUCCCUGAAAAGGAAGUUGGAGGAGAAAGCCGGCACUAGCCCGGGAGAGAAUGACAGCACAAACAGUGAAGAGCCACAUAGAGACAAGAGGCUUCGAACCACCAUCACACCUGAGCAGCUAGAGAUUCUCUAUCAGAAGUACCUAUUGGAUUCUAAUCCAACACGUAAAAUGCUUGACCACAUUGCGCAUGAAGUGGGGCUGAAGAAGAGAGUCGUGCAAGUCUGGUUUCAAAAUACGAGAGCAAGGGAGAGGAAAGGCCAGUUUAGAGCAGUGGGGCCAGCUCAAGCUCAUCGGAGAUGCCCCUUUUGCAGAGCUCUUUUUAAAGCAAAAACUGCCCUCGAGGCACACAUUCGCUCUCGUCAUUGGCACGAGGCCAAACGCGCUGGGUAUAAUCUAACACUCUCUGGCAUGCUACCUGACCAUGAGGGGAUCCAAAUGAAGUUGGAUGCCUUAGAGACAUCGGGCUAUUCCCAAAUGGCGUCUUCAAAUAUGGAUGGACAAAGCUCCUCCAUGUCGCCGGUGAAUAGAGGAAUUGAUUCAUCUCCCAGGGCUCUUCUGAGUCCUUCGUCCAUUAAAGUUGAAGGAAUGGAAGAUUUUGAGAAUUCAGCCAUGGCUGCUGUGAACCUCAGCUUUGAUCACAACAAACUGGAUAAUGACGACUGCUCCUCUGUCAAUACAGCCAUCACAGACACAACUACAGGUGAUGAGGCUAAUGCUGAUAAUGACAGCGCUGAUGCAAAACACAGCCAGAGUAGUAGUGAGUACCUGCCUAAGCCUGGGGGCUCCGUCCCCAUCCUUGAAAAUGAUGACCAGAUGUCCUCAGGGCUUGUAAGCCCUGCUACAAGCUAUUAUGCUAAGGACUGUGAAAAUGAACAUAUAAUUGACCACAGCGAGACAUCCAGCCUGGCGGAUCCUUGCUCGCCAAGUCCUGGAGCUUCGGGCACCAGGAGCAUAGACAGCGGUGAUCGUCCCGGUCAAAAGCGCUUCCGAACGCAAAUGACAAACCUCCAGCUUAAAGUGUUGAAAUCCUGUUUUAAUGACUACAGGACUCCCACCAUGUUGGAAUGCGAAGUACUUGGCAAUGAUAUUGGACUUCCAAAGAGAGUGGUCCAGGUGUGGUUUCAAAAUGCCCGUGCCAAGGAAAAAAAGGCAAAGCUCAACAUGGCCAAGCACUUUGGAAUUAAUCAGUCGUCCUACGAGGGGCCGAAGACCGAAUGCACUUUGUGCGGUGUCAAGUAUAGUGCCCGGCUCUCGGUUCGAGAUCACAUAUUCUCCCAGCAGCAUAUCGCCAAGGUUAAGGAUACCAUCGGCAGUCAGAUUGACAAAGAAAAAGAAUACUUUGACCCAGCCACUGUCCGUCAACUUAUGGCUCAGCAAGAGAUGGACCGCAUUAAGAAGGCCAAUGAAGUUUUAGGAUUGGCGCAGCAGCAGGCCAUGCAGCAACAGGGAAUAUUUGAUAACCCUGCAAUGCAGGCGCUGAAUCUACAGUCAGCCUAUUCCAAUCUACAAGGCAUUCCACCUGUCCUCUUGCCAGGGGUUGGAAGCCCCUCUCUGUCCAGCUUUAACUCAUCUAACUCAGCUUUAACUCCUCCGAAAACUUCAAACCUGCUGAACAUGCCUGGUGCCAGCGUUCCCUCGCCAAGCUUGCCCACAUCUGGACUGCCCAACAAGCCACCCUCCUCAUCAUCCCUGUCCACAUCAAGCCCAGCACAGACAAGCACAUCUGCUUCCCACUCCAGCCCCACCUCAACAUCCAACUCCACUUCCUCAAGCACCACGUCCGUCACCCGGCCUGAACACUCCAAAGAGCAUGAAGUUGAGAGGUUAAGAGAAAAGGAAAAGCCCAAGGAAAAGACAGAGAAGCCCUCAACCCCGUCAUCAACCGGAAGCACCCCUGCCCCUUCGACUUCUGCUGCCAGCGCCAAGAAGGAAAAGCCUGACCCAGCUGUUCCCGCCACCUCUAUGCCCACACCCGGUAUGGAGUAUGUGGUAGAUCCUGCCCAGCUUCAAGCUCUGCAGGCUGCCUUGGCUUCAGACCCGACAGCUCUUCUCACGAACCAGUUCCUGCCCUACUUCAUGCCUGGCUUUUCUCCCUACUACACCCCACAGAUCCCUGGCGCUCUGCAAGGUGGUUACCUGCAACCAAUGUAUGGAAUGGAAAGUCUGUUCCCCUACAACCCUGCAUUGUCACAAGCACUGAUGGGCCUGUCCCCGGGAUCUCUGCUGCAACAUUACCAGCAAUAUCAGCAGAGCUUGCAGGAAGCACUGCAGCAGCAGCAGCGGCAGCUUCAGCAAAUCCAACAACCCAAGGCAAGCCAAACCCAAGCACCCUCUAAAUCCACGGGGGAUCGUAAAGAAUCUGCCAAAGAUCCGGUGAAAACAGAGGAGCAAAAGGGCAACCACCAUCGUGCAUCUCCCACCACACCUUGCACCUCCUCCACUCAUAAUAAAGUAUGCACCGAGCAGAAUGAGUUGGAUGGCAAAGCAGCGGACCUCCAUCUAGACCAGUUCAUCGUCCCCAAGGCGCAGUAUAAACUGGCAUGCCGGAAGUGUCAGGCAGUUUUCUCCAAGGAAGAAGCGGCUAUUACCCACCUUAAGUCUCACUGUUUAUUUGGUCAGUCUGUGGCAAACCUGCAAGAGAUGUUGCUGCGUGUCCCCAGUGGCGUUGGCGCAGGGGCUGAAAGUCUCUAUGACUGCCUGGCUUGUGACACUACGUUGGAUGGGGGAAAAGCGCUCAGUCAACAUCUGGAAUCAGCUUUGCACAAACACCGAACAAUCAAGCGAUCAGCCAGAAAUGCCAAAGAGCACGCUACUAGUUUAUUACCUCACUCUUCAGCCUGCUUCCCCACUCCUAACACAUCUACCUCGCAGACCGCCACUCAUCCCAUCAGCAGCCCCACUCCGCCGCCAACGACAUCAGCCACCAUGCCAACAUCUGCCCUGUCCACCCCUCUUUGCACCUCCUCCUCCAAUACACAGCUCAACACCACAGCCGCCAGCAAACCCUGGCCCCAGGGCCCUUUCUCCAGAGCUUUAGUCGGCAAGCCCAAUGCCAGUCCCUCCUACGCUUCCUCCCUGUUUCCUCCCGUGUCCUCACCCUCAACGGUUACCUCAAGUUCAUUGAGCACCUCAGGAGUUCAGACCUCGAUACCAACAGACGUCUUUACUGACGAGUCUGACUCUGACAGCAGUCAGAAGUCGGCAGACAGACUGGGCAGGACGGCAGAUGAGCCGCAGCAACCUGGCUUUGUCAAAGACAGUAGUACUUGUAGUAGUAAUCUCGCUAGUGUCGGAACAGACUCCAUCAGAUUGUAAAAGAGCUUUCGGUGAUGGACAGUGUUUAAAAAAAAAAAAAAAAGACAAAAAUGGGGAAAAAAAACACAAAUGGAAAAAACAGAAAAAGCAGCAAUGUUAAAUACGUUAAAGGUAUACAAACCAAUUUCAGAAAAAAAGAUGUAAAAACUUACUGCAAUUCCAAAGCUUGUAACCAAAAAUUUUAUUGUUAGUGGAUUGUUUUCCCAUAUCAACAUGCUGGUUUCCAUUUUGUUUUUUUGUUGUUGUUUUUUUUUUUUUGGUUGAACUGAAACACAAGCAUAUUAAUAAUAUAUUAGAAGAGAAAGAUUGAUGCGGAGGAGUGCUGACAAACGGCUCAAGAAACCCUUUCAAAAAAUUCUGAGUAGAGAAGAUGUCCUUUUGUUUCGUAAUAAUUUAUAUUUAAUAGCACAGUCACAAAAAAAGCCAGUAUGUACUGUAUGGGAGAAUAGUCCGGUCCAUGUUCUUGCUAUUUAAGCAUUCAGAUACCAAUGGCUUACAAAAGUAAAAUAAUAAUGUAUUGUCUAUUUUAUUCUCAGGUCAAUGGCUCGCAAAUGUUUUCUUCUGUUACACAAAUCCAUGUUUUUACACGCUAGCUUUCCUCCUCUAUUGAUUUACCACAACAUUUUAAUCAGAGUGGAAAUUGAUAUGGCAUUUUUCUGGGCAUUAAAAUGGCAGUUAAUUGGCAAAGUUGAACUGUUGAAAUAAAGACUAGAUGGGAGGACAAUUGUUAUCCCGUCUUACCAAGGCAGAGUCAUUGCAGACAUAAAAAUGGGCCAUGAGUAAUUCUGAUUUUAAAGUUGGGGGGUUAAUUUUCUUUUUAAAAAAACAGCCCUCUGUAUUUCUGAACAUUUUUAUUGUUAUGUAGAUUGGUGGAUUGGAGAUGAAUCAAAGCAGUACGGUAGCCUGAAAAACAUUAGCUCUGUAUUGUCCAACUUGAAGACGCUUCAUCUGAAUUUGUCUUGAUCAUUCCGAUAGAUUAGAUAAUGGGCAGACAAUUUAUCUAAAUGAUAUUUCUGUCUUAUUCACAACCUUCAUCUACCCCCCACGCCCCUCCCUGAAAAGGAGGAAACCGUUUUAAGCGUUAUUUGAAACCUAUAGGUCAGUUGGUACUGCAUCAACUGGAUGAACAAGUUGUGGGUGAAACAUUGAAACUUUUAAUUUAAUUUUUUUUUUAACCUUCGUGCACUUAUUACUGUCUGACUCCCAUUUCUCACUCUUUGUGUUCUUAUCUUCGCACUUAUUUCCCUUGGCUGUCCUGUAUUUGUAGAUGCGAUGCAGGUCCUCUCUUGUCCAUGUAGUGUGGCUACACUUUUAAUUUUGUUGUCAUUCAUGAAAAUGAAAAAAAAGAAUACUAAUAAUAAUUCUCACGCUUUAAGACGAAAAGAAAAUCCAAAGACUGAACACUUUUCACCAUUGGUGCAUAAAGAUGAGAAAAGAGGCUUCUUUAUACUUGAUAAUUUGUUGCUGUUUUUAAAGGAAAGAAAACAACAUUUUAAAAGAUAAAGAAGUACGCAUCAGAGUUGCCGUUUUUGUUUCCUCGCAAGCAAACAGGUGGCUUUUUGACGUAAAUACCAAAAACCAAAAAGGGCCGUCGUCCGUGCGUUGUGGAGUAGCACCGUUUCAGAGCCAUUGCAGUUUGUAAGAUAGAGUUAUGAAUCUUUGUUUGACUUUUGAAACAUUCAAAUGUCCAUUUUUUCCCCCAAGAUCAUGUAUAAAGUCUGGUCAUCACAGACAUACGUUUUGCUGCUAAUGUAGAAUUUUGAAAGGAAAAAAAAAAGUAAUUAGAUGCAUGCUCAUUUUGCUUUUGGCGAAGCUUUAACGAAAACAAACAAUAAACCAAUUUUUUGCCUCUCUGCAACACCUUUUUUGUUUCUUGUUGCAAAAACGGAACUUUGAAGACUGUGAAUAUCCAUGUUCCAAAGGACAUUUUGAUGAUUUUUCUUUUUUGGACAGACCAAUGUUUUGAAGCCAAUGAUCUAUGACAGUAUGUGAAGAACAGUGCAUUCCAAAUACCACAAUGUUGUUGUUUUUUUUUGUUAAGACGCAAGGACUGAUCUUUUGUCAUUUGAAUUAUUUUAGGUGUCAUGGUCUAUUUUCACUCUUUUUUUCUCCACUGUUUGCACAUUUUAAUUGAAAUAUCAAUUUUGUGCAGGCGUGGAACUCUCCAUCCACUCGCGAUUGUUGCUUAAUUGUUAAGCAAGUAAUGGUGGUUACCAAAACGUGUAUAUAAUACAUCUGGUACCUUUGUGUCUCCGAGGUUAUUGUCCUAUUUUUGCCAGUCAACAUAAAAUUAGUUUCAAAGGCGAAUGAUAGCUUUUUAAAUGAGGUGCGAUUGCCCGCCCACCCCUUGCAGGGAAAUCCAGCAAUGACUUGUCCCACGUGUAAGCAGGGUGCCACUUUUACGCAUAGAUUACAGGUCUUCAAGAAGGGACAUCUUCAUUCCAAAGCAUUCUUUCUUGUCGCAAGGAGUAUUUUUGAUUUUUUUUUGGAGAUGUCCCUUAGUUCAAAUGGCGAGGAGGCUUUCGUGUCCCAAAGAAGUCACCCACUACAUCGUAUUGCAAUGGAAAUUGAUGUGCAUAGGUACCCCCACCCUUUCACUGAUAACAAACAAAAAUGUAUAUUUUUUCAACCAAAACCAAGACUUAUUUAAAUUGGCGAAUAACUUCUUUUUGACCAAUAUUGUACAGCCAAUUUAUAUAGAUAUAUGUAUACGCCCCAAUAAUCUCGAAUGCCUUUUGGUGUUGAUACCAUAGCAUGUUGUUAAGAUCAAAGAUUGACUCUGCAAGCUUGCCACUUCUCAAAAAACCUGUCCCCCCUGAAAUUGUGGUAUUUUUUUUAAGUUAUAUUGUCUUCCUCCCUUAAAUGUAUUUUAAUUUCCCUAAAAUGUCAAACAUGUAUUUUCAUUUUAUUAUAAUUAUUUGUAUGUUUUUGUGGUUUCUGUAUAUUACUUUUCAUAAAUCAUAAAUUAACACUAGCUUUGAAUUAUUCUUUUUUAAUUAGGAAAAAAUGCAAAGGUAUGUCCUGGUCACUUUAUUGAUUUUUUUUAUAUAGAUAUAUAUAUAAUUGUUUCAAAGCUGUUUCAAAUAUAUCUUAUUUCCAAAGUGUAAUCAUUUUGGCUCUCUUGUAGAAGAAGUUACAAUCCCGACAUCAGAUUCCCUUAGCAUGGCCUGUAUAUGAAUAUGAAUUAGAAUGUGUGUGCGUGCAUGUGUUUCAUAAGAGCCAAUUAAUUUCACUCUUUUUUGUGUGUGUGUGUUACGCAUCAAAACAAACUGAAACGCAAUUCUGAUUAAUUGAGAAAAUCAAAUGAUCAAAGUGACUGUGAUAGCUUUUACUUUGGUUGAUCAUAUGAAUGUGGCCAAAGCUUUAUGCAGUUAACAAAAAACAUUUGUACCCAAACCCCUCUCAAAAAAAAGUGUAUAUUUUAUCAAAAUGUUACUGUGGAUGUCUGUGUCCACAAAAUCGACAUUGGGAUACUUUGGACAUUGAAAAAGCGACAAGGUUACACCGUAGAGGUCAUCUUUGCCCACUGUGAAAAGGAGUGUGUACCAGUAUACAGAUAUAGAUAUAUUUAAAACAAAACAUCACUCUUUGUUUGUUUCUGAUAUGAAGAAGGACUGAAGAAAAAAACAAACAAACAACAAACGACAGACUCUGGGAAGCUUUGGAGCUCUUGUCAGGAGGACACGAGAGGCUGUGGGCACACCAAAACUGGGCAUGGGAGCCGAGGACAGGCUCCAAAACAGCUUUAAAUACCACCACCUUAUCCGAUUAGUGACAACGAGAAUGGACUCUGGAACCGCUGGAUGAUGUGUGACAAACAGACAGAGAGAGAGAACUGAAACUUGACUCUAGCUGCUCUUUCAUCUUUCUUUCUGCCUCUGCUUCUGCCCCUCUGAUGGAUGUUUCCCAAAUUUCAGGACAGGAUGGACAGAGACGCUGGCCUCUUUCCCCUCCUCCACGUUGCUACCUGUCUCCCUUUCCCCUCAGCUUGUCUUUGGUAGACAAGUAAAGCUCUCAAGUCACACGGCAGCUCGCCCCUCUCUGUUGGUUAUGUGGUCAGAGGAAAAAAAAAAGAGAAAGUAACAGCAGAGAGCGGGGUCGGGUCCUCCACACU